Molecule: messenger RNA, 3158 nt
Organism: Cyphomyrmex costatus
Lineage: Eukaryota; Metazoa; Arthropoda; Insecta; Hymenoptera; Formicidae
Gene: Myo31DF
Product: Unconventional myosin ID
Exons: 15
Coding region: 94-3123 (1009 amino acids)
Biological process (GO): endocytosis; actin filament organization; actin filament-based movement
Cellular component (GO): microvillus; cytoplasm; actin cytoskeleton
Molecular function (GO): microfilament motor activity; ATP binding; actin filament binding
Source: RefSeq, a predicted model, not a curated record
AUCGGUCGCGCGCGGUGGUAACACGUGGUGAUUGACUAAAGUGCAGUUUGUUACAAUCGUGAGCAUCGGUGUGAGCGAGCGAGCGAGACAGACAUGGCAAACCACGACGUCGGCAUCGGCGACUUUGUGUUGCUCGACGAAAUCACGGUCGAGCGCGUGGUGGAGAAUCUGAAGACAAGAUUUAAUGGGGGAAAAAUUUACACAUAUAUCGGCGAAGUCUGCGUGAGCGUUAAUCCUUACAAAAGCACCAAUAUUUACGAUGUGGACCAAAUUAAUAAGUAUAAAGGGAGAGAACUGUUUGAGAAUCCUCCGCACAUUUUUGCGAUCGCGGAUGCAGUGCAUAAAGAGAUGAAGCAACAGGGCAGAGACACUUGUAUAGUCAUAAGUGGCGAGUCGGGUUCUGGUAAAACAGAAGCUAGCAAGAUCAUCAUGAAGUAUAUUGCUGCAGUGACCAAUCUCAGCGGUCAGCAGGAGAUUGAGAGGGUGAAAAAUGUUCUCAUCCAAUCGAAUUCGAUAUUGGAGGCGUUCGGCAAUGCCAAGACAAAUAGAAACGACAAUUCGUCACGUUUCGGAAAGUACAUGGAUAUCAAUUUUGAUUUCAAAGGAGACCCCAUUGGCGGCCACGUGACUAACUAUCUCCUCGAGAAAUCGCGGGUGGUCUAUCAGCAAAAGGGAGAACGCAAUUUUCACUGCUUUUAUCAGUUACUAAACGGCUGCAGUGAGGCCGAGUUGAACAAGCUGCGUUUAGUCCGUGAUCCGGCGGCUUAUUAUUUCAUCGGCAAUGGAAGUAAUAAUAAGACAGCCUCCUCCGACAGAAACGACUAUAAAACUGUUUGCAACGCCAUGUUCACUCUUGGAUUCUCCGGAAAUGAAACGCAUACCAUCUGGAAUAUCAUCGCUGGUAUUUUACAUUUGGGUAACAUCACUUUCAGACUGGAUGACGAUAAACUUAUAAUCGAAAAUAACAGUGCUUUAAAUGAUACCGCUAACUUAUUCUCCAUCAAUUCGAAAGAUUUGAGCACUGCUCUUUCUCAAAGAGUCAUAGCAGCGGGUGGAGAAGUCAUGCAAAAGACUCACACUUUGAUCGAAGCUGAAUACGGUCGAGAUGCAUUAGCGAAGGCUAUAUAUGAACGAUUGUUCACGUGGAUAGUAUCGCUCGUCAAUGAAUCAAUCAAUGUAAAUAACAGCGAUGAAAUGAAGAAAUACGGAACAUUAAUCGGUGUGCUCGAUAUCUACGGUUUCGAAAUCUUCGAUGUAAACAGCUUCGAGCAGUUUUGUAUUAAUUAUUGUAACGAAAAACUGCAACAGCUUUUUAUCGAGUUGGUUCUGAAACAAGAGCAAGAAGAAUAUCAGAAAGAAGGAAUAGAAUGGCAAAACAUUGAAUACUUCAAUAAUCAGAUCAUUUGCGAUUUGGUCGAACAAACUCACAAAGGAAUAAUAGCAAUUAUGGAUGAAGCUUGCCUCAACGUCGGGAAGGUCACUGAUGAGAUGCUUCUUGAUGCAAUGGAUAAAAAAUUAGUUGACCAUAAACAUUAUAGCUCUCGACAAUUAAAACCGAUAGACAAAGAACUGGAGCAUAGAAUACAAUUUAAAAUCAAACAUUAUGCUGGCGAUGUGAUUUAUAAUAUCAAUGGCUUUCUUGAUAAGAACAAAGAUACACUCUUCCAAGAUUUUAAACGUCUGCUAUAUCAAAGCAAAAAUCCCGUAAUUAGCAAAAUGUGGCCCGAGGGUGCUCAGAAUAUUUUAAAGACGACAAAAAGGCCUUUAACUGCUGGUACAUUGUUCCGCAAUUCUAUGAUUGCACUGGUGAAAAAUUUAGCGAGUAAAGAACCGUUUUAUGUCAGAUGCAUAAAACCUAACGAAGUAAAGUCUCCAGUCGUGUUCGAUAAUGAAAGAGUAAACCAUCAAGUGAGAUACUUGGGACUUGUAGAGAACAUAUUGGUGAGACGGGCUGGUUUUGUUUAUAGACAACGAUACGACAGAUUUCUAAAAAGGUACAAGAUGAUAUCGCAGUAUACAUGGCCAAACUUCCGAGGUGAAAGUGAUAAGGAAGGCGUACGCACAUUGAUGAAUGAGAAGCAUUUCUCGGACGACGUUAAAUACGGUCGCACGAAGAUAUUUGUUCGCUCGCCGCAGACCUUAUUUGAGUUAGAAAAGAUGCGCAAUGACUUAAUACCGGGCGUCGUGAUUCUUUUGCAAAAGCAAUGGCGAGGAUACAUCUGCCGUCAGAAAUACAAGAAGAUGAAAGCCGCGUUGGUGCUGAUGGAGCAUUACAAAAGAUACAAACGACGCAUCUAUAUCAAGCAACUCGAAAGAACGUUCAGAAGCGCUAAAAAUCUGCGAGGUUACGGCAAGACUUUACCGUGGCCGCGCGAAAAUUUUGCUGUGAGACAUGUGGUACCCGCUUUGAGGAAUAUGUAUGCGAGAUGGUGGGCGUGGAUGAUACUUAGAGCAAUUCCUCGGGAGGAUUGGCCACAACUUCGAUUGAAAAUGGCAGCGAGCGCUGUGUUGCGUUCAAAGCGAUCUUAUUGGGGCCAAGAUCGUCGCUGGGAUGGAAACUACCUGUGCAAACCAGACGAGAAUUUUCAAAGCGAUGUUUUCAACUCGUCAAUAAACAACCUACGAAACACCGAUCACUUCAAAACUGUUCUAUUCAGUGCAUUUAUUAGAAAGACCAACAGGUUCAACAAGCCGGCGGAUCGUGUUUUGGUAGUGACGGAACAUACCGUGUAUAAGCUUGAUGGCGUCAAGUUCAAGAACAUGAGGAAAGGCAUGCCGAUAGCGGAAAUCACCGGCCUAAGUGUUUCACCUGGAAAGGACCAACUUAUCACAAUUCAUUCGAAUCGCGGAAAUGAUUUUAUUCUAUCGAUCAUUGCCAAAGACGAUAGGAUCGGAGAAUUAGUCGGUAUACUGAGCAACCGGUACUAUCAAUUGCGUGGCACCGAUUUGCACGUCACAGUGGACGUAAAGUUCAAGUGCAUGCUAGGCAACAAGAGUAAAUUGUUAUAUAUUGAGGUAUCGCCCGAUGUGAUAGAGCCCACAUUCAAGAAGGACGGUAAUCAAAUCAUUUAUGCCAUUCCACCGUCGGUGGACAUCAUCGAUGGUAUUAAUAAAAGACAAUAGAUACAUACUGGUUAUAGUUAUAAAGUGAUGACUUA